This is a messenger RNA of Arabidopsis arenosa, 1740 nucleotides long. Lineage: Eukaryota; Viridiplantae; Streptophyta; Magnoliopsida; Brassicales; Brassicaceae. The record is from the annotation of a GenBank genome assembly.
GAAACAAUGAAUGGCGUCUCCUGCAUAAACCAAAAGGUCAAGGAUCUUCUCUAGCAUAAAUGUGUGAAUUAAGAACAUCAAAAGCUGAUUAAUGGCUGAGGAGACCGUACGUUUGCCUAAUUCACCGGAUGUAAACAGAUCAUGGAGAAGGAUUUCUACUGGAAAACUGAGUUUUUUAUACACUGAAGAGAAAGUUCUUCCUAAUUAUCUCAGAUCUCCUACUGGUUCUUGUCAUGAUGCUUGCAAAUAUGGAAGGAAACAUGAAUCUGAAGACAAGCCAAGAGUUCCACAUCGGAAAAGGGCUAACAGAAGCUUUUCUGGAACUAUGAAUUUGGAUUCACCAUUGAGGAAGAAGGCAUUGACCAAACCGGUGUUGAAUCCUUCUUUUGGUUCUGGCAAAUAUGAUUCUGUUGGUGGCUUUGCUGAUCAUGCGAUUAGAAACUUUUCUAGUGGAGUUUGUGAUGUUAAGAAGAAUCAUGCAGAUAGAACAAAUGAAAAGGUAGUGCCUUUUUCUGAAUCUCAGUUAGCUGAUUCGACUAAGCGAAAGAAGAAGAAGAAGAAGACGGUCUAUGUGUCUCGCGGAAGAGCUAAAGAGAUUGUUGAACAUAACAGGCGUGUCACUGCUUUGAAGCUGAAAUCUGUUGCACAAACUGCAGCGAUAGCUCUUCGACGAAGUACUGUGAAGAGAAAGAAGAUGAAUGGCGGAGCAGAACCAAAGAAGGCAGUUACGCCUUUAAGAAGAGCCUCAAUGUCCUCAAAACGCUGUUCUCGAUGCUUGAAGAGAAAGAAGGAGAGUAAUAGCUUGAGUGUUCCUCUAAUGAAAACCAGGAAACAUGUGGGUGUGAAGUGUAAAGACUUGGUUGAAGAGAAAACUCUCUAUGUUAUUAAGAUGGAAAAAGGGGAUGAGAUUGUUGAAUCUGAAAAGAACCAGAGGUGUGUCAUGGAUUCACCUACUGAUGAUCCAAAAAGCGAAAAGAACCAAGACGAAGCUGAGUGUCUUGAGACUGAACCUGAUGAUGAAUCUUCUCAAGAAGAGGAAGAAGAAGAAGAUGAGAAUGUGUCUUUCUCUGAAGAUAAGAGCACAACAAUGGAAGGAAAAAGCAAAGCCCUCGUAAAUGGCAAUUCGACGAAACUGAGAAUCAAAAGAGGAAAGAUUAUAGAUUUUGGAUUACAAGGAAACAGUCCAAGAAAGCUCAAGUUCAAGAGAGGAAAAGUCGUCACAGGAACUGACACAACCUCGAAAUCCGGUGGUAAGAGACGCUUAAAGACCAAAGGAACCAACUUUAGCAACGACAAGGAACAACAACGCAAACCCAGAGUGGUUUUGAAACACCAAGACACACAGAAGAAGAGAGAAGCAAGAGUGUUGCUGUUCAACAAAGUUAUUAAGGAAACAGCUAAUAAGCUUGUGCAGACUCGCAAGAGCAAAGUUAAGGCUUUAGUGGGUGCUUUUGAGUCUGUCAUAUCUCUCCAAGAAAAGACUUCUUCUGCAACAAUAUAAACACAUAAAAAUGAUUAUAACCAGAAGAAUCUCUAACUAAAUAAUCUUUUAUUUUUUCUUUCACUUGUGUUUAUGUAUGUAUGUAAAGAUAUGUAGAGUUUGUAAGAGUGCAAUGACUCGCAUAAGAUUCUACAAUUUGUGGGAGUUAUUAUGUGUAAUCGAAUGUCUAACUGUUGUCUUUCCAAGACUUGUGAAUUGUGUGAUUUGGAUACAUAAAAGAAUAAGAAGGUUAUGUUUUA